Molecule: messenger RNA, 2673 nt
Organism: [Torrubiella] hemipterigena
Lineage: Eukaryota; Fungi; Ascomycota; Sordariomycetes; Hypocreales; Clavicipitaceae
Source: the annotation of a GenBank genome assembly
CGCAAACAGAUGGGCAGAGCGGUGCUGUCCAUCAACAAAUUGCUUCUUAUUUUCAACACUAAAAAUGAAGAGAAAAUCACCAAUAGAUGGAUUUUAAAGCUCAUAUUCUGUCCAUAUUCUUUUCAGACGCCCUAAAUGACGCAAUUACAAAUGCUAUGCUCCGCCCUUUAGUUGUCCAUCCCAAACGACAUGCUCUCCACUACGGCGUCUCUUAGCGGGCCUUGCCAUGACGCUACUACUCUCGGCCAAAUGAACAAUCCCGUGUGCUAUGGCGCCAUCGAAACAAAGACGUACUUGUCCCAUGUGCGCAAUGCGAUAGGUGCCGCGACGCACUGGUGCUCACUACAGGGCGUUAACGGCAGAGGUGGAGCCCCAAGUUUCCGUCCCGCACCACAUAUAGGCUUAGCGGAUCGCCGUCUGCAGAGAAGUGCUAUUGCUAAAAAAAAUAAAUCCCAUGUUACGCAGCGUCCGCUUCUCUCCUUCAUCAUCUUUUUUUCUUGCCUCGUCGCACAUAUUGUUCCUUUUCUGCUACUCUUUGCUGCAGGAUUUCCCUUGUUUGUUGCGCAACUCCAGGCACAGCUGCUCCCGGAAGCUCCGAUUACUCGUUGCGGCGGAACACUGAUCUGAAGCUCGACCAUUUCCCCCACCAUCGUCACCGACACCAUGGGCAAGGAAGUUGAUACCUUGGCGCCCGCGCCGCCCGAAUAUGAUGCCAAUCUCCCGAGAUACGGCGACCAGAGCAGUAUCGAGUUCAGCGACGAUGACGGCGUCAUCAUUCCCAAGGGCUCACUCGACCCCGUCUACGAGGCAAAGGCCAAGGUUGUGAACAAAGCUAUUCAAGAUAUUGGCAUGGGCUGGUACCAAUGGCAGCUCUUCAUUGUUGUUGGAUUUGGUUGGGCUAGCGAUAACCUCUGGCCCGUCAUCACCUCGCUGAUCCUUACACCACUUGCCCGUGAAUUUGGUAUUCCCUCGACUCGCGCACCACUGUAUGUUCUUGCUCAAAAUAUUGGUCUACUAGCUGGUGCUGCAUUCUGGGGCUUUGGCUGUGAUAUUUUCGGUCGCAAAUGGGCCUUCAACUUCACCCUUGGUCUGACUGCUCUCUGGGGCAUGGUCGCUGCGGGAGCACCCAAUUGGGCUGCCGCAGGCAUCUUCAACGCCCUGUGGUCCUUUGGUGUUGGUGGAAAUCUACCCGUUGAUUCUGCCAUUUUCCUCGAGUUUUUACCCAAGUCACACCAGUACCUGCUAACUAUCCUUUCUUUGGAUUGGGCUUUCGCACAAGUGAUUGCUACUCUGAUUGCCUGGCCUCUCAUUGGAUAUCGAACCUGCCCGGCCAAGGGAGUCUGCCUCAAGGAAGACAACAUGGGUUGGAGAUAUUUCCUUCUUACCAUGGGUGGUAUCACGCUUCUCAUGUUCCUCUCCCGAUUCCUCCUCUUCAAGCUCUACGAGUCGCCCAAGUAUCUCAUUGGCAAAGGACGCGACGAAGACGCUGUCAAGGUUGUCCAUGAGGUUGCGCGCAGAAAUGGCAAAACAACGACGUUCUCGAUUGAAGAUCUACGAAACUGCGAACCUGAUGGCUACAUUGCGCAAACAGAUGCAUCUGCAGCUGUUCGCCGCUACAUGGAAAAACUUGACGGAAAGCACUUCAAGGCACUCUUUGCAACUCCUAAGCUCGCCUGGAGCACCAUAUUGAUCAUGUUGCUUUGGGCAUUUAUUGGUCUCGGAUUCCCGCUCUACAACGCUUUUCUCCCGUCUAUUCAAGCUGCAAAGGGCGCUCAACUGGACAAUCUCUCUAUCGACAAGUCGUACAGAAAUAGUCUGAUUUACUCAGUUCUUGGUGUUCCCGGAGCGUUGCUCGGCGGCCUCUUGGUAGAGCUGCCUCGUUUGGGCCGCAAAGGAACACUCUCCAUCUUCACCCUACUGACGGGCGUGUUUCUGUUCUGUUCUACGACUGCCCUAUCGAGCAAUGCCCUUCUUGGUUGGAAUUGCGCCUUCACAUUCUGCAGCAAUGUCAUGUAUGCAGUUCUAUACGGCUACACACCAGAAAUCUUCCCUACUCCACAGCGAGGUACUGGAAAUGCUCUUUCAGCAACAUGCAACCGAAUCUUUGGCAUCAUGGCACCGAUUAUUCUUCUUUUUGCGGAUCUCAGCACGCCGAUUCCCGUAUAUGUUAGUGGUGCCCUGUUUUUGGUGGCUGGUCUCAUUGUCCUUAUUUUGCCUUUUGAGUCUAGAGGCAAAGCAGCAAUGUAAUCGAUGGGAAGUUGCAAAGAGUGUCUCAAGUUCUUUUUUUUUUGACAAGAAUUCUGCGUGUAUACGAGGAACGUUGGGGUUGAUCAUCACAUCACGAAGAUUGUUCAUAUGAGCGUGAUGUAAGACUGUUAUUUAGGAUACAUGGACAUGUGCACAAGAAGUGCUUCAUGUACAUUAUUAUAGACAUGGAUUUCUUUUUAUGCUUGCCAGGCAUAUGGCACACCAACCAGUCUUAAGUUCAGUUGAAAGUGACCCGGUGCGCGCAGUCAGUCUACCAAUAGCAGGGCCUGUAUUAGAAGAGCUCCCCCAUGUUGUCUAUGGUGGGGGCGGGGUCGUAGCCCGAAGGUUGAGUUGGCAGUUUGGCUACCAUGAAUUACUGCCCUUUUUGAGCCAGAAUCCCUCUAAUAUAAAACUAAUAAAAUAAUU